This is a messenger RNA of Dreissena polymorpha, 1208 nucleotides long. RefSeq lists its product as uncharacterized. The coding region runs from base 47 to 382 and encodes 111 amino acids. NCBI's taxonomy places the organism in Eukaryota, Metazoa, Mollusca, Bivalvia, Myida, Dreissenidae. The transcript is spliced from 4 exons. The record is from RefSeq and is a predicted model, not a curated record.
UAUCGAUAUGAAGAACUAAACACACCUCAAUACGAGCUCAUCAGUGAUGAUGACGUCAGAAAUGAUGACGUCAGAACAAACAAACGCAGCACCUAUCACCGAAAGUCGUUCAGAACGUACGUGGUACGAACCAGUCCAGCCGACACUGACUGAAGGGACGAAAAGCUCACGGUUGCCUGACGGCGGCCGAGGUCGCAUGCGGCGUCAUGUUGGCGGCGGUGCUCCUCGUCGUCGCAUGCUCAAGUGCUACCGGAAGGGAAAGCAGCGGAGACCGAGUCUGCCGACGAGUAUUUGCUUUAACAUCAUACGAUCAAAGCAAAACCGAACGAAACGACCAAACGACACCAAAACACUGCGAAGUGAAAGGGUAAAUCACCUGUAACCAGUGACACCAUUGACGGUAACGUGUUCUCUGAGUUCAACUCGGGCUGGCCCUCCAACGAGUUUGACUCAGCGUACGCUUUAGAUGAUGAAUUUGACGAUGAAGACGCCAAUGAGACAAGAAAAUCAGAAAAUGAGAACAUUUAAGCUGGCGAUAAUCUUUUGGACGAAGAAAACGCCAUCGUCGAAGCAAAACAGGCGAAAGUGUUAAGUACGACAAAUCCAGCGUUUCUCAAUACGGUUGAAGACUCUGAUGAAAGUGAAGCUAUCGGAAGUAAGAGAAACAAUGUUGAGCUACUGAGGUCAAACAAUUCGUCUGCGCCCGCCGUCUGCGACGAAUGCAACACCUCACGUGUCAUUCCAGAAGUAUUCCGAAGACAGCGGUAUUGCGCAAAAGUCACGGAACAAUUCUAUAGCAGAUGACAAUCUCGAUUUAGGCGCACAAGCAAGUAUGGUGAACGUUGAAAAAAACCGUUGGUGACGAGGCAGUGGUCGAGAACGUGUUCAACGAGCCUCCCGAACUCUGGAGCGCUCACGAUGUCGACAAUGCCGAUAAUGCCGAUAAAAUAGACUCGCUGAGACGGAUAAGCGAAAGGAUGUUCCGCGAGGAAUGAGAGGAUCAAGCGCGUUCUGACAAGUUCAGUGGAAGCACUAGCCUGUAUUAUGGACCACCAAAAGAAGAGCAUGAUACGUCUGCUAAUGACAAAGGAAAUGACGAAGAAGAAGAGGAGCAUAUAAACGAAGAUGAGGAAUCGAUAAGUACGUUUUUUCCCCGAAAGACUGCCUAAACAUCCAAAUUGAAAGUUUCCUAAUAUAAAUAAAAUAAA